UUGCAGUAUCCGGGAAACGGUGUCAGAGUGGGAGCUCUGUCUCCGGUUAAACUGUCGGUGACGUUUCCUGAUCCAACCGGUCAGUGAGUUUCUGCUGCUGCUGCUGCUGCUGCUGCUGUCUGUCGGUGCUGCUGCUCCUGCUGCCUCCACCUCCUCCUCCUCCUCCUCCUCCUCCUCCACCUCCUCCUCGGAGCCUGGAUGAACUCCUCUCCGCACCGUCGAUGCAUCCGCAGCGGCCGCGAUGUCAGAGCCGGUCCGAGUGGGGAGGAUGCUGAAGCUGUUCGGAGCCCUGGUUCUCCUCGGACUUGCCCUGGCGUGCAUCACCUCCUGGGUGCUGGACAGCUAUGACACGGCUUGGCACCCCAAACGGAGCGUUGCUGCAGGUGAUGGAGAUGGAGAGGACUCUCCUCCACCACCACCACCUCCACCUCCACCAUUCCCCGGCGGCGAGUUGAGCAACAUAUUCUGGUUUAUACAGGUGUCCGACAUCCACAUCAGUCGAUUCCACGACCCGAGACGCAUCCCUGACUUUGAGAAGUUCUGCACCGACACGAUCGAGGUGAUCAAACCGGAUUUAGUGCUCGCAACAGGGGAUCUGACAGACGCCAAAACAGAGAGUAAAGUGGGUUCCCUCCAACACGAGGUGGAGUGGCAGGCCUACCACAACAUCCUGAAGAGGUCCCGCGUGAUGGAGCGCACGCGCUGGAUAGACAUCCGUGGGAAUCAUGAUGCCUUCAAUAUUAUGUCCUUGGACAGCACCAACAAUUACUACAGGAAAUACUCGGCCAAUCAGAAAGUCGGCUCUUUCCACUACGUUCACAAAACUCCCUUCGGCAACUACUCGUUUGUCUGCGUGGACGCCACGCUCACUCCGGGGCCCAAGAGGCCGUACAAUUUCUUCGGUAUUCUCAACCAGACUCAAAUGGACCUGCUGGACACGUUCAGAGCUGAGAGUAUGAGGAGUAACCAGUCCAUCUGGUUUGGCCACUACACCACAUCCACCGUCGUCUCUCCCUCUCCAGGAGUUCGGGACACGAUGAGAUCUGCAGUCGCGUACCUGUGCGGCCACCUGCACACACUUGGCGGUCUCAUGCCCGUCCUCCACAGCCGACAUCCCCAAGGCGCCCUGGAGCUGGAGCUGGGCGACUGGAUGGACAACCGCAGGUACAGAGUCCUCGCCUUCGACCACGACCUGCUGAGUUUCUCUGACCUGAGGUUCGAGCAGUGGCCUGCGGUGCUCAUCACCAACCCCAAGGACGCGCAGUACCUCCACCCGGGAGUGGAGCCGCUGGGUCGGAUACGCAGAUCGACACACAUCAGGAUCCUGGCCUUCUCCGAGGCUCAGAUCACAGCCGUGCAUGUGAGCGUGGAUGGGGAACCUCUGGGGAAAGGCCACUCUGCUGGAGGUCCUCUCUAUGUUCUGCUGUGGGAUCCGUCUCUCUACCUCACAGGACUGCACACGAUCAGAGUUAAAGUGGAGGACUCGGCGGGCCGGACGUCGGUGCGGGAGCAGCACUUUACUCUGGAGGAAGACCUGACUCCGAGCUUCGGCUUCGUGCAGUCCUUCAUCCUCCUUACGGACCACUACAUCCUGGCCCGGGUGGCCUUCAUAUUUAUGAUGCUGCUGAACGUCGGUGUGCUGCUGGCCUUCAGGUUCCUGCGUGUUCCUUCAGGGAGAGGAUUGUCUUAUCAAGCGUGUAUGUCGCUCAAACUGGUCAGCACAAUGGACACCUUCUACUACUCUCUGCUGCUGUUCAACCUGUGCACAGCCUUCGGCCCGUGGUUCAUAGGAGAGAUGAUAGACGGCCACAGUGGUGCCUGCUUCGCCUUCGGCGUGUUCAUCGACGGACACUUCCUGGAGGGCAGUCUCACUUACGUCGUCGGAGUCGUUCAACUCCUGUUCUUCAACAUGCCCCUCACCUCGUAUCUGUGCUGGAGCCUCCACCACCGUUGCCGCGGCAACACCUUCCGAUCCCACUUCCUGCGGCCGGGCUGCCGCUGGCGGACUCUGGCGGUUCACGUUGUCAUGCUGCUGCUGCUCACCUGGCAGGCGCACUCCUGCUACUUCCUCCUGGAGACCUACGGCCCGACGGCCUUUCUGCUGUCUCCCGUCCGCACGUGGGCUCUGGGGCUCGGCCUGCUAUUGGUGUACCGCGCCUGGACGGGCCCGGCCCCUCUCCUCCGUGACAACAACAGCAAGAGCGUCCCUCCCUCUUGACAGUAAUUGCACUGUACCACCACCAUCCUCACCCCCCCUCCCUACCUCCCUCACCUCCUUCGAGCCUGACUCACAGAUAUAUUUUGCCGUCUCCAUCCUGGAAAAGCCCCCCCCGAUCAGCAGCUCUCCUUUCUUUCUCCUCUCCUUCCAAAGCCACCUCGCGGUACACCACUUCACUCUCCUGUUUCUAGAUAGUAUCGUUUACUUAAUAUGCAUGUUAUUGUAAAGCACCGGUGAGCACAUUUCUGGCCAUAUUCAUAGCAAUGUGUACAGUGUAAAAAAAAAAAAACACCUUGAAUACAUUGAGGGUAAAACAGCCUAUUUAAGCUAAAGGAGAUCUAGUCCAACGUGUGCCGCAGUCGACAGUAUAAGAGCUGUAUCCUGCUGUGGUUUUAAGCUGACUCAUUUACUUGAGCUUGCCUUGGCCCCCCCCCUGCCCCCCGAAUGCCACUUCACCACUGCCAAAGGAUGAAUAAGAAAGAUUUCACCUUUUAUUCUUCCCUCUGAAUGUCGUUUUCAUUCACUAAUGGACGUGCCAAAAACUCCCGAUCCUCGUGUUUACCUUCCGACAGACACAAAUCACGCGGAUGACAAAACGGUGUACGCCUCACUUUGUGUACCGUAAGCUUUUCCUAACCUCCCCUCCUCCUCCCCCCCAUGGCUGACAGAGCGCAGUAUUUACAACCCUAGACGAUCGCGUUUCCAAGUUUAUUCCGCAAGAUAAUUACAGGAAAUCAAAGGGGAGGAGAUGGUCAAAUCGAUCGAACGCCGUGGUCGACCUGCGUACAAGUAGUUAACGAUUGAUUCCCAAUGCGCACAACUGCCACUAAAAAACAAACAAACAAGAAAAACCACUAAAUAUUCGCGUUGAAUAGUCAUAUCAAAAAAAAAAAAAUCACCAGAACACAAACGGGCCAGACUCUGCGUGCUUCACUUCAAACGUGACUACAGGAAGCAGCUGUUUGUUUCUCAGGAAUGUGAGCACUUGAACAAUAGGCUGGUCCCAGUAGUAUUUCAGGACAAUGUUUUUUUAUACCGCUAUAGUAGCUCAGUGAUCGGAGAAAAAAAAAAGUCAUGUCAAACAAUCGAGAUGCGUGGUGGCAAAAAAAAAAAGAAAAAACAACAAAAUGAAUGUGUUAUAGAUGUGUUGAAAUGAAAUGAAGCAGCACACUAUGCUGUUUUUUUAUUUUUUAUUUAUUUAUUCCUACUACUGAUUGUAUUGAGUGAUUUUCUUUUUUUUCCCCUUCGUGUUAUACACCGGUCAAAAGUUAGGACACCUUCUAAUUCAUUGAUUUCUAUUUGUUUUUAUCGUUUUCUACACUGUAGAUGAACCCGAAGACAUCAAAACUAUGAAGGAGCGAAUAUGGAAUCAUCAGAUAAGAAUAUGUUUGAUAUUUUCAAAGUAGCCGCCUUUUCUUUCAUGACAGCUCUGCACACUCUUCACCUGGUAUAGGGUUUCCAACAGAGGUGCUGAGCGCUUGUUGGUGGUUGAUUUUAGAGGACGCAGCACUCUUUCUUGGUCAAAUAGUCCUUACAUAGCCUGGAGGUGUGUUUGGGGUCAUUGUUGUGGUGGAAAAACAAGUGAUGGUCCCACUAAGAGCUAACUAAAUGUUCAGUGCAGAAUGCUGUGGUUGCCAUGCUGGUCAAUCGUAGCUUGAAUUUGGAAUAAAUCACCAGCAAAGCAUCCCCCACACCAUCACUGCUUCAUGCUUCAAGGUGGGAACCACACAUGUAGAUAACAAGAAAAGAUGCGGACAUUGGAACCAAAAAUUUCAGAUUUGGACUCGUCAGACCAAAGUCCAGAUUUCCACUGGUCUGAUGUCUAUUCUUUGUCUUUCUUGGUCCAAGCAGUUCUCUUCUUCUUCUUGUUGUUGUUGGUCUCCUUCAGGCAUUGGUUUUUUUUGCAGUAAUCCAACCAUGAACAUCAGAUUUACACAAUCUCUUCCGACCAGUGGAUGUUCAGAUGCGUUUUCUACUUGAACUCUAAUCUGAGGUCUCGUUAAUUUUUGAUUUCUAAGGCUGAUAGGUAAACUAACAAAUUCAAAAAUCCUAAGCAGCAGAGGUAACUGUUGGUCUCCCGGAGUGUUUGAUGGUUUUUGUGACUGCACAUGACGAUGCAUUCAAAGUUCUUGAUAUUUUCUGGACUGACUGACCUUCAUGUCUUAAAGAUGGACCGUUAAUCCUCUUUACUUAGUUGAGUAGUUCUUGCCAUAAUAUGGUUUAAUCCAGUAGUUAAAUAGAGAUUUACUGUCUGAAAAACACAACUGAUGGUCUCAAACACAACAAGUCAUGGACAAGAAAUUCUACUAAUUAACUUUUGAAGAAGGCAGUCCUGUUAAUUAUUACAUACUACACUACCAAUACUACUAUACUGUACUUCUGCUAUAGAAGUAAUCCAGGUGUCAUGAAGAGUGUGCAAAGCAUGUGUCCACUUUGAAGAAUCUAAAAUAUCAAACAUAUUUUGAUUGGUUUACACUUAAAAAUAUUUAAAAAAUAAAGAUCAUUGAAUGAGAAGGUCCAAACUUUUGGUUGGUGCUGUAUCUGCACUGUAAAUGGACAUUUCUUUACCUCCCUCAUGGCCAGUGUAGUUAGGAAGCUAAAGGAGCAUUCCCUAAGUUGCUUUGUGUGUGUGUUUUUCGUUUCUGUCUGUAUCUGCUCCGAACGUUCGUUAAUUCCUUUGGUUAUUAGCGAAAGGUGUGCGAGCAGCUCGCUGACCGUCUGUUGCACUCUUAAUUCUUAGUCUGUAGUAGCAGGUGCUGGAUUCCACAAGAACAAACUGGUCUAAAAAAAAAAAGAGACAAAUAGGGUGAAGACCACAUUUAUCAAGUCUUUUAAUAGAAGCAAUGUUCCAACAUCCAUACCCAGCAUGAGUGCAGAAUAAUUGCUCAGUGCUGUGAUAAGGCAUGCAGUUUAAUAUUAGACCAGCUGCUAGACACUGAGAAAAUUAAAUUAUGUGCACUUUUGCUGGCAAUGGUUUUAAUAACUUUUUUUUUCUCCCCCCUCUCUCUGCAUAGACAAGUCUUUUUCAUUUGUACAGGUCCAUCACCAAGUAUAUAACUCCAGCAUAUAGAUAGAUAUUUAAAAAAAAAAAAAUUGAUCUUGUUAAUGGAGAGUUUCUCUCUUCAUGACGACGCUCAGUACCUCUUUACAAGCUGUGCAAUCUGUCCACACGGAGGCAGUAUUGAAUGGAUUUGGAGGAUCGUGAGAGAUGACUGCAUUUCACUUCCACUUCCAGAUUAUGCAUGGGACAGUUGUUUAUUUAGAUUUUUUUUAUUUUAUUGUUAUUGUUUUGUUUUUUUGUUGUUGCAGAAAAGCACUAAAUCCUGUCUCGAUGAGACGGUUCACUGAUGUGCACUCAUUAUGUUUAACUAUGAAUCUGGUUGUGAUUGUUCUGUACUGUACACUGAUUUGACUGUUCACAAGAAAAACAGACAUCGACUCCACCACCAACACCACCACCACCAUCACCAUGAAGGAAUAUACUGUAAGUGAUGUGCUGGUGUUCACUUGACUUAUUCUGCAUCCGCUCUUGUGUUCAAACUCUAUACGGUAUACGGAGGGAACAGAUGAUGAUGAUGAUUUUACACCUGCCACAUAUUUUUCUCGUGACAACUGAAAUUAGAGCCGACCACUAUUUUAUUUUAUUAAUGGUUUAUAGUGCUGUGGAAUAAAAUGUUCAUUACAGUAAAUCAUA
Molecule: messenger RNA, 5912 nt
Organism: Larimichthys crocea (large yellow croaker)
Lineage: Eukaryota; Metazoa; Chordata; Actinopteri; Sciaenidae
Gene: tmem62
Product: transmembrane protein 62
Exons: 14
Coding region: 242-2218 (658 amino acids)
Molecular function (GO): hydrolase activity
Source: RefSeq, a predicted model, not a curated record